CCUUCACGUGUGGUACAAACUUCCUUUCCGAGUGUUUUUCUGAGCGGUGGCGUGUAGGAUGGUUUCUUAACUUAUAUGAAAUUUUUCACGCUCAUUGCUGUGUGAAGAUAUCACAAUAAUGGAGGAGUUUGAUGGGAUGACUCCACAGGAGCUCGCUGCUCCCGUCGACACUGUUGAGGAAAAAUGGAAGCUGCUUCCAGCCUUUUUGAAGGUUAAAGGCUUAGUAAAGCAGCACAUUGAUUCCUUCAACUAUUUCAUCAACGUGGAGAUCAAAAAGAUUAUGAAGGCGAAUGAGAAGAUUACAAGUGAUGCUGACCCCAUGUGGUACUUAAAAUACCUCAAUAUCUACGUUGGCAUGCCUGAUGUUGAAGAAAGCUUUAAUGUAACACGACCUGUGUCUCCACAUGAGUGUCGUCUGAGAGAUAUGACGUAUUCGGCUCCCAUCACGGUGGACAUUGAGUACACGAGAGGCAGCCAGAGAAUCAUUCGCAAUGCACUUCCCAUCGGAAGGAUGCCGAUUAUGCUGCGAAGUUCCAACUGCGUCUUGACAGGAAAGACACAGAUGGAGUUCUCGAAGCUUAAUGAAUGCCCCUUGGAUCCAGGUGGUUAUUUCAUAGUGAAAGGUCAAGAAAAGGUCAUUCUCAUCCAGGAGCAAUUGUCCAAAAAUCGCAUCAUUGUGGAUCAAGAUCGAAAGGGUACCGUGGGUGCCUCAGUCACCAGCUCUACUCAUGAGAAGAAGAGCAGAACUAACAUGAUUGUUAAAAAGGGCCGUUUUUACCUAAAACACAACACACUUUCUGAAGAUGCACCCAUUGCCAUCAUUUUUAAGGCGAUGGGAGUGGAAAGCGAUCAGGAGAUCGUUCAGAUGAUUGGCACAGAAGAACAUGUCAUGGCUGCUUUUGCCCCCAGUUUGGAGGAGUGUCAGAAGGCCCAAAUAUUCACCCAAACUCAGGCACUGAGAUACAUCGGGAAUAAAGUGAGGCGUCAGCGCAUGUGGGGCGGCCCUAAGAAAACCAAAAUGGAGGAAGCCAGAGAGCUGCUUGCCUCCACUAUCCUCACCCAUGUACCUGUGAAGGAAUUUAACUUUCGAGCGAAGUGUAUUUACCUCGCUGUGAUGGUGCGCAGAGUGAUUCUUGCUCAAGGAGACAACAAGGUGGAUGACCGCGAUUACUAUGGAAACAAGCGUCUGGAGUUGGCCGGCCAGCUCCUGUCGCUGCUGUUUGAGGAUCUGUUCAAGAAGUUCAACUCUGAGUUGAAGAAGAUCGCAGACCAGAUCAUCCCAAAACAGAGAGCGGCCCAGUUUGAUGUGGUCAAACACAUGAGACAGGACCAGAUCACCAAUGGCAUGGUUAAUGCCAUCUCUACUGGGAAUUGGUCAUUGAAGAGAUUCAAGAUGGACAGACAGGGUGUGACUCAGGUUCUCUCUCGGCUGUCCUUCAUCUCAGCUCUGGGCAUGAUGACCAGGAUCUCUUCUCAGUUUGAGAAAACCAGGAAAGUCAGUGGUCCCCGCUCCCUACAACCCUCCCAGUGGGGCAUGCUGUGCCCCUCAGACACACCUGAAGGAGAGGCUUGUGGGCUGGUGAAAAAUCUGGCUCUGAUGACCCACAUCACCACUGACAUGGAGGACGGUCCCAUCAUCAAACUGGCCUUCAACCUGGGAGUAGAAGAUGUCAAUCUUCUGUGUGGAGAGGAGUUGUCGUACCCCAGCGUCUUCCUCGUGUUCCUCAAUGGUAACAUACUUGGGGUCAUCAGAGACCAUCAGAAGCUGGUCUACACCUUCAGACUCAUGAGGCGAGCUGGUUUUAUUAAUGAGUUUGUGUCCAUCUCCACCAAUCUGACCGACCGCUGUGUCUACAUCUCAUCUGAUGGGGGCCGAUUGUGCAGACCCUACAUCAUUGUGAAGAAUGGACAGCCAGCUGUGAAGAACAAACACAUUGAGGAAUUGUCUCAGGGCUACAGAAGUUUUGAGGACUUCCUUCAUGAGAGUCUGGUGGAGUAUCUGGAUGUGAAUGAGGAGAAUGACUGUAAUAUUGCUCUGUAUGAGCACAUGAUCGGCAAGGACACAACGCAUUUGGAGAUCGAACCGUUCACACUGCUGGGGGUUUGUGCUGGUUUGAUUCCUUACCCCCAUCAUAACCAGUCCCCCAGAAACACUUACCAGUGUGCUAUGGGCAAGCAGGCUAUGGGUACUAUUGGCUAUAACCAGCGGAACCGUAUAGACACCCUGAUGUACCUGCUGGCGUAUCCACAGAGGCCCAUGGUGAAGACAAAGACCAUCGAGCUGAUUGACUUUGAAAAGCUGCCCGCAGGCCAGAACGCCACCGUGGCUGUAAUGAGUUACAGUGGGUACGAUAUAGAAGAUGCCCUGGUGCUCAAUAAGGCCUCUCUUGACAGAGGCUUUGGUAGAUGUCUGGUGUACAAGAAUGCUAAGUGCACGUUAAGGCGGUACACUAACCAAACUUUUGACAAGGUGAUGGGUCCGAUGCUAGACGCAGAAACGCGCAAACCAAUCUGGAGACACAGCAUCUUGGAUGCCGAUGGCAUCUGUUCCCCUGGUGAACGGGUCGAGAACAAGCAGGUACUUGUGAAUAAGUCCAUGCCCACUGUCACCCAAACGCCACUGGAGGGCAGUGCCCAGCCAGGUCAACCACAGUACAGAGAUGUGCCAAUCUCGUACAAAGGAACGACAGACUCCUAUAUCGAGAAAGUAAUGAUCUCAUCCAAUGCCGAAGAUGCCUUUCUGGUUAAGAUCCUGCUGAGGCAGACUCGUCGACCAGAGAUAGGAGACAAGUUCAGCAGUCGCCACGGGCAGAAAGGUGUGUGUGGCCUGAUCGUUCCACAAGAGGACAUGCCGUUUUGUGACACUGGUAUUUGCCCGGACAUCAUCAUGAAUCCUCAUGGUUAUCCCUCCAGAAUGACUGUUGGGAAGCUGAUCGAGCUGCUGGCUGGUAAAGCAGGGGUGCUGGAUGGCCGUUUUCACUAUGGCACUGCUUUCGGGGGCAGUAAAGUGAAGGACGUGUGUGAGGAUCUUAUCCGCUAUGGAUACAAUUACCAGGGCAAGGAUUAUGUCACCUCUGGCAUCACAGGAGAGCCUCUGGAAGCCUAUAUCUACUUUGGUCCAGUUUAUUAUCAGAAACUGAAACACAUGGUGCUAGAUAAAAUGCAUGCUCGAGCACGCGGUCCCCGAGCGGUGCUUACUAGGCAGCCUACAGAGGGUCGAUCCAGGGAUGGUGGUCUACGUUUGGGGGAGAUGGAGAGAGAUUGUCUCAUUGGUUAUGGGGCCAGUAUGCUGCUGCUUGAGCGACUCAUGAUCUCCAGUGAUGCUUUUGAAGUGGAUGUGUGUGGACAGUGUGGCUUGCUGGGAUAUUCAGGAUGGUGCCAUUAUUGCAAGUCGUCUUGCCAUGUUUCAUCUCUUCGAAUCCCAUAUGCCUGCAAACUGCUCUUCCAGGAGCUUCAGUCCAUGAACAUCAUCCCUCGCCUAAAACUUGCUCCCUACAAUGAGUGAAUACAGCAGACUCAACAGAACUUUACAUACAGAGGAGCGAUACAGUAUAACCUUAUGGACUGGAUGUUGUUUGAACCUAAAUUCAAGGAUUUUGAUAAUCAUGCAACCACGUCUAUGUGGUUCUACUUUGUUCAACAUAUCUUGACAAAAAGAUAACGAAAUCUUAAUUUAAAAGAAUCUACGUCAGAAUUUUUGUUUGUUUGUUUGUUUGGGAAUGAAUGGCAUUUUCAUUAAAACCGUUUGCUGUGAAAAAAGGGCUCAGUUUAGCCUAAAAGUAAGUUUUCUUUACAAAAACCUAAUAAAUUGCAAAUGUAAAUCAUACAAGUCGUUUUUAUGUUGA
Molecule: messenger RNA, 3845 nt
Organism: Paramisgurnus dabryanus
Lineage: Eukaryota; Metazoa; Chordata; Actinopteri; Cypriniformes; Cobitidae
Source: RefSeq, a predicted model, not a curated record